AUGGCAAGUAGAAGUACUGGCUGCUUACUCUGUGUGAAGCGUCGAGUCAAGUGUGACGAAAGACGUCCGGGAUGCGCCAAAUGUGAGAAAUAUGGCACAUCGUGCCCUGGAUAUACGAGGCAAUUCAAGUUUGUAUCUGGCAAGCCUUAUCGCUCUCGCCGUUGUCCACGGAUUGAUGAGGCCGUAUGUGGAAAAGAGGAUCCUGAAUCUAUCCACACUCCCAUGCCAUCGAGCGGUGCAGGAGCGUUGAUUUCAAACAUGCAGCCGUUGACACUUGCUUCUCCGCACUUGAAUGUCCUUCAGAGUCUUUCGGUGCUGGUGGAUGAUCUCUCACAGCCGUCCUCGACGAACUCGACCCAUAUCGUCUCCCGCUGGCUCGGUUUUCUUCCAGCAGCGUAUGGAAGAAACAAGACGCUGGAUGCGACGAUCCACUGCUUUACAGCGCACCAUUUGUCCAAGUUGACGGACAACGAGCAAAUAGCUCGGUAUUCCCGCUCUGCUUACGUCCAGAGUCUCGGAAGACUACGAGCGUCCCUAAACAGCCGUGAAGAGAGUUUAUCCUCGGACAGCUUUUGCGCCGUGCUACUAUUGUGCAUAUAUGAGCUGUUUGCCAACAAUAACGAGGCUGAUAUAUGGAUGAAGCAUGCAAAGGCUGUGAGCCAGCUCGCAGAGAUGCGAGGGCCAAGCUGCUACGAGGAUCCAUUCAAUAACACCCUGCUAAAGGCUGCACGAGGCUUGAUCAUCAUGCACUCUCUCUUCUCGGGUGAAAAGUGCUUUUUGGCGUCGGAAAGAUGGCAUGCUGUCAUGAAACAACGCAUCAACUCCUUCGAUACGGAGGAGCUCGAAAUUCUCCUGGAAGACUUCAUCGCGUUGUUCACUGGCGCGCCGAGCCUUGUUCACGCCUUGUAUGAGAUCAAGGGAGCAGACCCUACGAGUCCGAUGACAUGGAGGAAGAUGUCGGAAACCCUCACCAGAUUCCUCGAGAUGCAGACCAAGUUACAGGCCUGGUACGAACAGUACUCGCGUGUCGCACCACAUCCGCAUGAUAGGCUAUCGUCGACAAACGACACGCGAUACCCGGUUGUUCUCCAUUACACCGAUGUCAACAUCGCGUCUCUGUUUUGCUCUUCCUACGCAUACAUGGCGAUCAUUCACGAAGCGUUCCGAACCCUUGGCUACCCUGGAAACCACGAAGCCAUGAUUGUCUUUUUCCGAGAUCAGAUCUGCAAGUCUGUGGAGUACCUCAGCGCGGGCCUGCUCGGCCCCUAUAGAAUGGGAUUCUCUCUGCUUGUGGCAUUCGAGGUUGCAGAUCCUGCGACGCGACUGUGGAUCAAAGAUCGAUUGAUGGACAUGUCACAGCGCUAUGCGGCGAUGCGGCCCCAGACCUUCGAGCCAAUCCUUGAUUCAGCAAGUAGCCCGACUUCGCCCUAA
Molecule: messenger RNA, 1431 nt
Organism: Aspergillus clavatus NRRL 1
Lineage: Eukaryota; Fungi; Ascomycota; Eurotiomycetes; Eurotiales; Aspergillaceae
Product: Zn(II)2Cys6 transcription factor
Exons: 4
Coding region: 1-1431 (476 amino acids)
Biological process (GO): regulation of DNA-templated transcription
Molecular function (GO): DNA-binding transcription factor activity, RNA polymerase II-specific; zinc ion binding
Source: RefSeq, a predicted model, not a curated record